Molecule: messenger RNA, 1274 nt
Organism: Xyrauchen texanus (razorback sucker)
Lineage: Eukaryota; Metazoa; Chordata; Actinopteri; Cypriniformes; Catostomidae
Product: purine nucleoside phosphorylase-like
Exons: 6
Coding region: 74-985 (303 amino acids)
Biological process (GO): nucleoside metabolic process
Cellular component (GO): cytoplasm
Molecular function (GO): purine-nucleoside phosphorylase activity
Source: RefSeq, a predicted model, not a curated record
CUUAUCUGUUCUGAAAGGAUACAUGUGCAGACUUUUUUCACACUCGCUGGCUGUUUGACCAAAGAUUGACAUCAUGCACACCAAGGAAAACACAUGCUGCUGUUCCUUUGAUUACUGCGAAUUGACGACAGAAUGGCUGCUGAGCAGGACGAGACAACGGCCAAAGAUUGCUAUUGUGUGUGGAUCUGGACUGGGCCUCCUCGCAGACAACGUCUCCAACAAACAGACCUUCAGCUAUGAAGACAUUCCCAAUUUCCCAGUGAGCACAGUUCCUGGUCAUGAAGGGUGCCUGGUGUUUGGUCAAAUGAAAGGCAAGUCCUGUGUCUUCAUGCAAGGAAGAUUCCACCUUUAUGAGGGUUACUCAUUGUGUAAGGUCACAUUCCCUGUGCGGAUCUUCAAGUUGAUGGGUGUGGAGACCAUUAUCGUAACAAAUGCAUCUGGAGGUCUUUGUCAGGAUUUCAAAGUGGGAGACAUCAUGGUCAUUAAGGACCAUAUUAACUUGCCGGGGUUUGCUGGACAGCACCCACUGUGUGGACCAAAUGAUGAACGGUUUGGCAUACGGUUUCCUUGCAUGUCUGAUGCUUACAGCAAAGACCUGAGGAAGCUCACUCUUGACAUCACUGCUGAGCUGGGCUACUCCAAUUUUGUGCGGGAGGGGGUUUACUGUAUGGUUAGUGGACCCAACUUUGAGACCAUCGCUGAAGCGCGCAUGCUGCAAAUCUUAGGGAGUGACUCUGUGGGUAUGAGUACGGUCCCUGAGGUGACGGUAGCUAAGCAUUGCGGAUUGAGGGUCCUGGGCCUCUCGCUCAUCACAAACAAGGUUUCUCUAGACUACAGCUGUGAGGAGAAGGUCAAUCAUGAAGAAGUUCUGCAGAUCAGUAAGAUGAGAGCUGAGAUGCUUCAAAACUUACUUAUAACGUUCAUCGCUCGCUCGCACCAAGUGGAGACCAUCAACAACAACUGCAUCUACACAAAUGCUGUUUAAGGUCAAUCAGGCCAACUGAAUCAAGGGCAAUGUGGAUGCCAUGUUAUUGUACAGAUCUUAAAGGCUCUAUAUUUUGUUCAGCCUGCAUUUAUCUGCAGCACGUUUUGUUGGUUGAAGUCUCCAGUAGAUCCAAUGGCAGAUCUCACUGUACAACUGGAGUAAAUGUAUAUUAUCUCCAAAAUGUGAUUGUUAUAUAACCUGCUGAAAAAUAAAACAGCUUAUACCAGCAUAAGGUGUUUAGCUGGUCUUCAUGUCUGGCCAAGCUAGUUAGGCUGGUCUGUUUUGACGG